ACCACACCAUCCAAUCGAAGCAGACUUGCACGGCGAAACGGGAAUUCGGUUCCACCAAAGGCACAGGCACAAGCACAAGCGCAGGCAAGAGCGCAAGCACAGACACAUACACAGACACACAGACAUACACACACAGACACAAAUGCGUGCGACGAUCGCAACCCCCGAGCGGAGAACGACGAAGCGGCCGCUGGCUGCUUCUGCGGCGUUCUUCGCCGCUGCCCUGGUGGUGCUUUCCUGGAACCCGCUUCCCGCUGUGGCGGCRGUUUCGUCCCGGGGGCUUCUCCUGCCCACCCCAAACACCCUGCCGAGGGGCGGGAGCCUGGAAGAAGCCGGUGGGGAGACCGAAACCGAAACGGAAUCCAAGCGCGACGAAACCGAAGCCGAAAGCAAAGCCGUUCCGGACCCCGCCAGAGACGGGGAGGAGGAGGAGUCGUCGUCGUCUCGGUCCCCGGCCGAGAUUGCCACCGCCCUGCGGCUCGAGGGAAAGGAGUGCCACGACGGGGGCGACUUUGUCGGGGCCGCGGAAAUCUUUCGAAAGGCGGCGGACACCCUGGGCGACGGAAGCAGCGCGACGGAAGACUACGCCACCUGCCGGCUGCACCAGGCGCUCUGCCACCUCAAGUCCGGGGACUACCCGGGCUGCAUCGAUGCCUGCACCGACGUCCUCGGGGACAAGGCGUCCCAUGGAAGCAAGCCCUGCCACUCCCCGGCCAUCACGGCACGGGCCUACCACCGGCGGGCCAAGGCGAGGAUGGCCCUGGGCGACAACGCCGGGGCCCUGCAGGACGCCCGGACGGCCUCCUUUCUGGGGGACGGAAAGGCGGUCAACCUCUACGGAAAGCUCAUGAGGGAGGUCCCCUCGUCCGACUUUUCCUCGCUGGUCAACGGACACAGCAACCCGCUGCUCCCGGAGGCGUCCGCGUCCUCCUCCCUCCAACCAUCGCCCCACUCGGCCCUGCUGGAAUCCCUCCUGUCCAAGACCGGCGAAGCCGCCCCCGGUCCCGGCUUUCCCGGCCUGAACCCCGCCAGCCUGCUGAUGGGGGGAAGCGGAGGGGGCCCGGGAAGCCUCCUGGGGGCCCUCGGACAGGGAGGCGGGGCCGGCGGCGGGAUGGUCGGCUCCCUCGCCUCGGGCCUCGUCCGCAAGCUCGACGACGAGGCCACGCAGGAAACCAUCUGCGGCUUCCUCAGGGGCACCAGCAAGGAGCAGCUCGCGGGCCUGGCCUCGAUGGCCGGCCUAGGGGACGCCCUCGGGGACCAGCAGCUGGACCGCCUGGCACGCUUUUGCAAGGGGGUCACGCCGAAGGGGAUACGACGCACCGUCCGGGGCACCAAGGCCCUGGUGUACCUGGCCAGGCUGGCCCGGAGGGCGGCGAGGGUGGUCCAGCGGUACAAGGGCCUCAUCGUGGCUCUGGGCGUCCUGCAGUGGGCCAAGAGCGCGGUCCUGCGGCCCCUCCCGGUCAACGCGAGGGCGGCGAAAAAGGCCGCGAGGCUGGCGGCCAAGGCCGCCUCGAAGGAGGCCCUCGGAGAGGCCCUGAAGGCCACCCGGGCCGGCUGGUUCUAGCCGGAGCGGGGGGGAAACGCAACGCAACGCAACGCAACCCACACAAAAAACCCACCAUCCAUCCAUCCAUCCACCUACAAACCCGGUGGCCGAAUCCGCGCCUGCGGUUUUGCCGUGGCGAGGAACCAACUAGCUAGAGUUAUAG
Molecule: messenger RNA, 1709 nt
Organism: Pseudo-nitzschia multistriata
Lineage: Eukaryota; Bacillariophyta; Bacillariophyceae; Bacillariales; Bacillariaceae
Source: the annotation of a GenBank genome assembly